This is a messenger RNA of Pleuronectes platessa (European plaice), 4173 nucleotides long. RefSeq names its product dihydropyrimidinase like 2b (gene dpysl2b). NCBI's taxonomy places the organism in Eukaryota, Metazoa, Chordata, Actinopteri, Pleuronectiformes, Pleuronectidae. Bases 233 to 1954 code for a protein of 573 amino acids. Gene Ontology annotation, molecular function: hydrolase activity, acting on carbon-nitrogen (but not peptide) bonds, in cyclic amides. The record is from RefSeq and is a predicted model, not a curated record. The transcript is spliced from 14 exons. Gene Ontology annotation, cellular component: cytoplasm; cytosol.
UGACUCCGUCUGGGUGGGAGAAGGUUUGGUGCAUCGGUGGAUACCGGGAGGCUGCCAUCAGGAGUCCACAGAUACUUUCUUCACAUUCGUGGCCUCCUUAAGGAUCGACUACGACCACACUUCCUGCUCCUUGCUCUUCGUCACCCUCAUCUUCCUCGUCGCGAGCAGCAGUAAUCCCGCGGUGCAUUCCUAGCGGUCCAAGGCGCAGCGCUCGACCGAACAACCGGCGAAGAUGUCUGGCUACCAGGGCAAGAAGAACAUCCCCCGCAUCACAAGCGACCGUCUCCUCAUUAAAGGGGCGAAGAUCGUGAACGAUGACCAGUCGUUCUGUGCUGACAUCUACAUCGAGGAUGGAGUCAUCAAACAAAUUGGGGAAAACCUCAUCGUGCCCGGCGGGGUCAAAACCAUCGACGCCCACAGCCGCAUGCUGAUGCCGGGCGGCCUCGACACGCACACCCGCUUCCAGAUGCCGGACCGAGGCAUGACGUCUGCAGACGACUUCUACCAGGGGACCAAGGCCGCGCUCGCCGGAGGCACCACCAUGAUCAUUGACCACGUGGUACCUGAGCCCGGCGUCAGCCUCCUCUCCGCCUUCGAGCAGUGGCGCGAAUGGGCCGACAGCAAGUCCUGCUGCGACUACUCUCUGCACGUGGACAUCACCGAGUGGCACCGGGGCAUCCAGGAGGAGAUGGAGGCGCUGGUGAAGGAUCACGGUGUCAACUCUUUCCUGGUCUAUCUGGCUUAUAAAGACGUUUUCCAGCUCACUGACGCUCAGGUGUAUGAGGUGUUCAGUGUGAUCCGCGACCUGGGGGCCAUCGCUCAGGUGCACGCUGAGAACGGAGACAUCGUAGCUGAGGAGCAGUGUAAGAUCCUGGAGCAGGGGAUCACUGGGCCUGAAGGCCACGUGCUGAGUCAUCCUGAGGAGGUGGAGGCGGAGGCUGUGAACCGCUCGGUGACUGUGGCCAAUCAGACCAACUGUCCCCUGUACGUGACCAAGGUGAUGAGCAAGAGCGCCGCUGAUGUCAUCGCUCAGGCGAGGAAGAAGGGCACCGUGGUCUACGGCGAGCCGAUCACUGCCAGCCUGGGAACGGACGGUUCCCACUACUGGAGCAAGAACUGGGCCAAAGCGGCCGCCUUCGUCACCUCCCCCCCCCUGAGCCCCGACCCGACCACACCAGACUAUCUCAACUCCCUGCUCUCCUGCGGCGACCUGCAGGUGACAGGAAGUGCCCACUGUCCCUUCAACACCGCCCAGCGUGCCGUGGGCAAAGACGACUUCAGUUUGAUCCCCGAGGGCGUCAACGGCACCGAGGAGAGGAUGUCCAUCAUCUGGGACAAGUGUGUGGUGACAGGUAAGAUGGACGAGAACCAGUUCGUGGCGGUGACCAGCACCAACGCCGCCAAGAUCUUCAACCUGUACCCCCGCAAGGGACGCAUCGCCGUGGGCUCCGACGCCGACCUGGUGCUGUGGGACCCGGACGUCACGAAGAUCAUCUCGGCCAAGACCCACAACUCGACUGUGGAGUACAACAUCUUUGAAGGCACAGAGGUGCGCGGCGGCCCUCUGGUGGUGAUCAGCCAGGGCAAGAUCGUGUUGGAGGAGGGGAACCUCCACACCACCGAGGGCUCGGGACGCUUCGUGGCCCGUAAACCUUUCCCUGACUACGUCUACAAGAGGAUAAAGGCCCGCAGCAGGCUGGCCGAGCUGAGGGGCGUGCCCAGGGGACUGUAUGAUGGUCCGGUGUGCGAGGUGUCGGUCACGCCUAAAACCAUGACUCCUGCCUCCUCCGCCAAGACCUCACCGGCCAAGCUGCCCAACCAGCCCGUCCGCAACCUGCACCAGUCUGGAUUCAGUCUAUCUGGUGCUCAAACCGACGACAACAUUCCCCGCCGCAGCACCCAGCGCAUCGUGGCGCCCCCUGGUGGCAAGUCCAACAUCGCCAGCCUGGGCUAGAAGCUCCAACCUCAGGCCGCUGAGGAGGGAACGGAGAUUUGAGGGGGGUGAAUGGCCGACGGGAGCAAAAGGGGGUCGAGAAAACCACAUCACGAUAACCGGGAGAGCCCCGCCCCUUUUCUGCACCGGUGCCGUCCGUUAACCUCGAUCUUUGACUUCCUCCUCCGCUGCGUGUUCAUGCACCCACUCCUCCUCCUCUUCCCCAGUACCCGACCCUAGAGGACACUGCUAGAAACAAAACGACAAAUAAUGAAAAAAGAGAAAAAAAUGAAAAACACUCCUUAUUUGAGCACUUUUUAAAGCAUUAUUUUGUCUUUUUUUUUUAAAUAAUGUACUUUCUCCCUGCCGUGUGUCCUUUGGAUGUUUGUUAUACUGUUGUUUUAAUAGAGGGGUCGAGACUCAACUGAAUUAAUACAGUUCAGAAAAGAGGAUACAUUUCAUGCAAGAUGUCCAUUAUAUUUCCAUUUUCUCUUGGGUCCAAACCCAGUUUUUUUGUUAUUUCCUCAUUCUGGUUUUGAAAUAGGCCAAACAGUAGGUUUGCUUGAAAUUCAAUAGUCAAGCAGUUUAUUCAGCUGAUAAGAAUCUAACACUUCCAUCAAGCCUGUGACUACCUGUGAUUCGUGUUGUGUUGCAUUUCAAUCGCUUCACCUUCCAGGGCCUUCGCCGUCCGUCAACGCAGCCGCUGCGAUCAAUAUGGAAUUGAUUAUUUGCCACGAGGAGCGGCCCCGGGAUUUGAAAAAAAAUUUACCAACACAGGAAUCCUUUUUAUGAUAGAUUUAGACUCUUUGAGUUGGCCCAUCUGUGGCCGAGCUGAGGUACAUGAGUGAAUAUUUCAGAAUUUGGCAGCUGCGAUGAGAGCCUGUGAGUCGACGGGGUGGGGGGGGGGCGUUAAGCCUCGUCUCUGAGCGCUAGGGCCCUCGUCAAGUGAGAGGACUGAAGGAAAAGAUUUAGGAAAGAGAGUCGGCUCAUGGCCUUACUGCUUCUCAUCGGCGUCCUCGUAGAAAACUCUUGAGAAGUGUGUGGAAGGUGCCGUUCACUACGCAGCUUCUUCUUUUCCAGUUUGUGAAUCGCAACGGUACAAAUUUCUCUUUUCGAGCGCUACUGAAGCAGCCGAUAACCGUCCCAUCACCAACCAGUGCAUUUACACACAGAAUGUUUCUGACUCUUUUGUACUCAUCGAGAUCCCUCUUUCCCUUUUCUCUCUUUAUGUGCCUGAACCCACAGAAGUUGUACCGAUAGUUUGAUCUAUUUUGUUUCGUUUUUUUUUUCUUCUUUUCUUGUGUUGGUGUUCUUAAUUGAGGUAAGUGAAGGAUGUAAGAUAAAUUAAAGAUGUAAAAUAGCCAGGAUUUAACCGAUUCUAAGGUGCCAGAUUUUGCGCUUUCAUAGGGCCUCCUCUUCCGGGAGGAGCUCCCGUUAAAGAUGAAACCCGCUCGAUAUCUUGAAAAUGUUCGAAUGUCUUAGAGUUUUUAAACUUGUCGUCAAACUGCUUUUUUUUUUUAGCGUCACCCUGUAUUUAGUUGCCUUAGGGCUGAGCACUAUUGAUUUUACGCUUGAAAGUAGCCAUGAGCUAAUGUACUUCUGACUAGUGUGCAGUGUUGAUGUGCGAGGGAUGGGACACACCACAGGCUCCGGUUCUCUCUUCUGUCCUGGACGAGCUGUGCUGAACGCUCACAUGUGCAUUUUUCUGCUUUUUUUUUGGGGCCCGAUCUGGUUUUCAUUAAGCCAAGCAACCGAUUUCCUGUGUUACCUCUUAUGUCAACAAGGUCUUGGCCACCAUCGUCCUGCAGCUUCUUUUUUCACGAGUCAACACGGAGCAACAAGCUCAGCCUGACACAGACACAACCAGGGGCCGGUUACGUAAACGUAGGUUAUGACUCAGACUUUUCUACCAACUCAUUUUGAACUACUAUGACACCCGUACCGUAUGUACCAUUCAGAAUACCACACUCAUUUAUAUCCUGCUUGGUAUUCUAUAUGUUUUUAAAUCAAGCCCCUAACUCAAAGUAAGUUAGCUACUUAAACAUAUUCAAGUCUUUGUGUUGUUGUGGUUGUUUUAAACUCCAACACAAAAUGACAUUUUAGAAAUCUGAUCUACAACACACAAGGCUGUUAGCUUCUGUUUUUAUGCAACUGGCCCCUGAUUCAAACUCACACACACACACAAACACAUUUACACACACUUACACCAUCUCUGUGUUUGUGCACAGAGAUGGUGCACA